AUGACCGUAAGACUACAAAACACGUCUUGUCAAGAAAGACAUUUUUGGUGGACUACUACAAGCAUCUCAAUGACACGAAUGAUAUCGUGUUGUAUGUGCAUCACAACAACUUGGUCAAGAAUGACAAUGUCAAGGUCAGAAGUGACUUUCAGAAAAUUGGGAGUCAAGAUGACUUACAUCAGAAACAGGCUUUACGAUGUUUACUUGAGGUCUUCUCACGAAGAGGACCCUGCCUUGCAUAAAAACACCUUGAAGAACAAAAAAGUUCAGCACCCAUUGUCUGUGUUGUUGAACGGUCCAACGGCUGUAAUCACCAUUCCAAAGUGUGAGCCCAGCGUUGUUGAGCAAGUCAUGAAGAUCUUAAAGCAAGCGGGAGAAAAGCUCAUUUUGAUUGGAGCUAGAAUCGAAACCUCCAUUUACAAUAUUGAUGACUUGGACAAGUUUAAAAGCUUGCCAAACAAGGAGCAAAUGCAAUCUCAGUUAGCCGGGUUGUUGACUGUUUUGGGAGGUGCUGGUUUGGUCAGAACAUUGGAGUCUAAUGGUACGAUGCUUUACUUGACCUUGGAGCAGAGAAGAAAAGACCAAGACCCUCUGUCGGAGGAGCAGGAAAACUAA
Clavispora lusitaniae ATCC 42720 is the source of this 615-nucleotide messenger RNA. RefSeq names its product mitochondrial 54S ribosomal protein uL10m. The record is from RefSeq and is a predicted model, not a curated record. Gene Ontology annotation, biological process: translation. Gene Ontology annotation, cellular component: mitochondrial large ribosomal subunit. NCBI's taxonomy places the organism in Eukaryota, Fungi, Ascomycota, Pichiomycetes, Serinales, Metschnikowiaceae. Gene Ontology annotation, molecular function: structural constituent of ribosome.